Camellia sinensis is the source of this 2686-nucleotide messenger RNA. Its product is annotated as bifunctional TH2 protein, mitochondrial. Gene Ontology annotation, cellular component: cytosol. NCBI's taxonomy places the organism in Eukaryota, Viridiplantae, Streptophyta, Magnoliopsida, Ericales, Theaceae. The record is from RefSeq and is a predicted model, not a curated record.
GGACUACAUGUGUGCCCUCCCACCAACCAACCGUUGUCUCUUUCCUCACCAAUUCAACCGGCGUCUCAAAAACUCACUUUCACGACUCUUCCAUCUCAAUUUUGUUGACUGCCUCUGCCUCUGCCUCUGCCUCUGCCGUCUCGCGAAAUUGGACUAUCUAUAAUUCAAACACUAACAAACAAUCCAAUCCAAUCACCAACUCUUCUCUCGAUCGAUCGAUCGAUCGAAUUUAUUUAUUUCUUUGGUUCUGUUUUGUGCGAAUUUUGGUGAAAUCGAAGUGAGAUUGUUGUUGUUAUCGGAGGGAGGGAGGGAGGGAGAAGAUGGGACUGCCGGAGAUUGGAGAGGAAGAAGGAGGGGGAAUAGCGAGGAGGUUGUGGGUCAAAUUUAGGGACGAUUCUAUUUUCGCCCUUUACACUCCUUUUGUCGUCUGUUUGGCCUCUGGUGUUUUGGAUCCUCAAUCUUUUCUCCAUUGUAUCUCUCAAGAUGUUUACUUCUACAGAGCUUUUGUCCAAGCGUAUGAUUUGGCAGAAGACUGCGCAGAUGAUGACGAACACAAGGCAAUAAUCCGCAAGUUGAGGAAACGUGUAUUGAAAAAGCUCAAUACCCAUGAUGAUCUCGUCCGGGAAUGGGGCUUUGAACUUCCAAGUGAGAGCAUUUCCGAUAAUGCAACAAUCAAAUAUACAGAUUUCUUGUUGGCAACAGCUUCGGGUAAAGUUGAAGGAGAAAAGUUUCAAAGUAAAAUUGCUACUCCUUUUGAGAAGACAAAACUAGCUGCUUAUACACUUGCUGCUAUGGGACCUUGCAUGAGACUUUAUGCUUUUAUAAGUAAGGAGAUCCUGGAUCUUCAAGAACUUGAUCAAAGCAAUCAAAUCUACCAGAAGUGGAUUGACACUCUCUUUCCUCCCAAAAUUUUGAGGAAACGGCACUGCAGAUUGAAGACUUACUUGAUAAGUUAAGCGUUUCUUUGACUGGCGAAGAGCUCAUAGUCAUAGAAAAGCUCUAUCAUCAAGCUAUGAAACUUGAAGUGAAGUUCUUCUCUGCUCAACCAAUUCUCCAGCAAACUGUAGUUCCUUUUUCUCAGCCUCUUGACCCAGCAGAAUGCAAUCUUAGCAUUUUUUGUGAUUUUGACAUGACUUGCACUACUAUUGAUUCCUCUGCCCUUCUGGCAGAGAUUGCAAUUAGAACAGCAUCAAAGGCUGAUCUGAAUAGAUGUGAGACCCAAUUCGCUCAAAUGUCAUCAGAUGAUCUGAGGACCACAUGGGGAGUUAUUUCCAGCCAGUAUGCUGAAGAGUAUGAACAAUGUGUAGGAAGCAUCAUGGCCGGUAAUAAAGUGGAGGAGUUCAAUUAUGAAGGUCUGUGUAGAGCACUUGAGCAACUAUCUGAUUUUGAAAAAAGGGCUAAUUCAAGAGUGAUCAAGUCUGGUGUACUGAAGGGUUUAAAUCUACAGGACAUAAAAUGGGCUGGUGAACACCUCACUCUACAAGAUGGUUGCGAAGGGUUCGUCCAAGAGAUUGUGAAAUGUGAAAAUCUGAAGAUAGAUGUUCAUGUGCUCUCGUACUCUUGGUGUGGUGAUCUCAUUCGGUCUGCUUUUUCAUCAAGGGAUCUAAAUGUUCGGAAUGUACAUUCAAAUGAGUUGGCUUAUGAAGAAUUCAUUACCACCGGUGAAAUCAUUAAGAAGGUCGAGUCUCCCAAAGAAAAGCUUCAAGCCUUUAAUGACAUCAUAAAGGGCCACAAGAUUGGAGAGCACUUGACGAUUUACAUUGGAGGUUCAGUGGGUGACUUACUUUGCCUGCUCAAAGCAGAUGUUGGCAUUGUGAUUGGUUCAAGUUCCAAUCUACGGAGGCUGGGAGAUCAGUUUGGUAUAUCUUUUGUCCCAUUGUUUUCUGGUUUGGUGAAGAAGCAAAGAGAACUGAUUAAGGACUGCUCUUCAAAUUGGAAGGGACCAUCCGGCAUUCUUUACACUGUAUCUAGCUGGGCUGAGAUACAUGCGUUCAUUUUGGGGUCAUAGAAAAACUUCUCUCUCACACACACGAGUGCCUGCACAAGGCAAGUAGGCAUACACUGUCUCCCCACACCCACAGCCUCAAAAGAAUAAAUAAAUUAUUAAAUAUACACCAAAGUUAACAUAUCAUUAGGAUAAUUUAAUAUGGUAGGACAUAUAUAGUUAUAAGAUGGUGGCUAAUUUUAGUAAUAACCACUGGUCAGCUCCUGUCAUUGAUUUUUUGUUCAAGGAGUGGCCUUCAGAGAUGAACAAUCCUAUAAUCGGGAUCAGGUGUGCUAUACUUGUUAGGUUAAGUAGGCAAUAAUGUGGUGCAAUACGCUUGAUAUUGUUAAUAUUUUGAUCAUAAUUUGUUAUUUGGAGUGAAAAAGAGGAUAGAUGUAUUAAUUCAUUUCUUGAGAGAGAUUUUCGACCUGAGUUGAUGCAUUCCUUUUUUCUUGUUUCGAAGGGCUUCUUUUAUAGGGGCAGCCAGGAUCUUAUUAGCAAAAGCAAAGGGAUAUCUGGAUUAUGAACCUUUUAUAUUCCAUUCAAACAGACCUCUAUUUUUUUUCUUUUCAUUUUUAUAAUAAUAACAGACUGUAUUGUGUAAAUAAUGAAAAUGGGGAAUUUGGCCCCAUUUUGUGUGAUUGAAAGUGAACAGAGGGUUUCUGUCAUGAUAUCCAGUGUCUAUUUUCUUUCUUGCUUUUA